Adineta steineri is the source of this 2931-nucleotide messenger RNA. NCBI's taxonomy places the organism in Eukaryota, Metazoa, Rotifera, Eurotatoria, Adinetida, Adinetidae. The record is from the annotation of a GenBank genome assembly.
AUGACUGUCGCAUUCAGUAAUACAAACGAUGUCGAGCCAGUAUCUGAUUUCCCCACGAAUGCAGCUGCAAAUCGACGUAUGAAUAUGCAAAGAAUGCAAAAUGUCCUCCUGAUUUGGUUAGACAACAAUAUUAAAAAUAAUAAUGCUGAUUGUAAUAAUACAAUCAAACAAUUGAAGCGUGUAGUUAACAACGUAAACACAUUUACUGAUGCUAAUCAAUGUAUUGAAUUUAUUCGAACCAUUAACAACAACAAAGUAUGUAUGAUUGUUUCUGGUUCACUUGGGAAACAUGUUGUGCCUCAUGUGCAUGACAUGUCUCAAGUCGAUACCAUUUUUAUUUUUUGUAACAACCGAGAAUGGCAUAAACAAUGGAUUAAACAAUGGCCUAAAGUAAAUGGAGUCUUCACAGAUACAACAUCAAUCUGUGAAGCUCUUAAACAAGCAGCUCGCCAAUGUGAGCAAAAUGCCAUCUCAAUCAGCUUUGUGGUACCAAACAAAACAUUGGAUCAAUUAGAUCCAUCGUUUAUGUAUACUCAGAUUCUGAAAGAGAUCUUAUUAACCAUCAAUUUCAAAGACAAAUAUUUCAACGAAUUUAUUGCGUAUUGCCGUGAUGUAUAUGACGAUGAUGAAAAUGAAUUGAAAAAUGUUAAUCAAUUACAAAUAACAUACAAAAACAAGAUACCUAUAUGGUGGUAUACAUGGGAUGCAUUUUUAUAUCGUAUGCUUAAUUGUACCUUAAGAUUAAUGGAUGUUGAUACUAUUGUUCGAUUGGGUUUCUUUAUUAAUGAUCUACAUCGUGAUAUUCAACGACUACAUUCGGAACAAUUUCAUGGCCAUCAAUCAGGUAAAAUAUUUACAGUUUAUCGUGGACAGGGUCUUUCGAAAGAAAAUUUCGUCGAAAUGACAAAAACUAAAGGUGGACUUCUUUCAUUUAAUAACUUUUUAUCAACCAGUAAAAAUCGUAGUACUGCUCUUAAAUUUCUGCAACAAGUUGCUACAAAUCCUGAUCUUGUUGGAAUUCUAUUUGUUAUGUCAAUUAAUCCAACUGAUUCAACAACUCCAUUUGCUUCUGUUAGUCAUGUUAGUUAUUUUCAUAUGGAAGAUGAAGUUCUGUUUUCUAUGCAUACCGUUUUUCGUAUUGGAGCUAUUCAACCAAUGGAUGGAAAUAAUCAUCUUUAUCAAGUGAAUUUGACAUUAACCGAUGACAACGAUCGCGAUUUUCGAACUCUUAGCAAUCAGAUCCGGCAGGAGACCUUUCCAGAUGAAGAAGGGUGGUACCGAUUGGGACUAUUACUGAUUAAAAUGGGUCAAUUUACCAAAGCUCAAGAAAUUUAUAAAGUUUUACUUCAUCAAACAACCAAUGACAAUGACAAGGCAAAUACUUAUCAUCAACUAGGUCGAAUCAAAUAUUUUCAAGGAGAAUAUCAAGAAGCACUUUCUUAUUUUGAGAAAGCUCGUGAAAUUCGACAACAAUCACUUCCUUCCAACCAUCCCGAUUUGGCUAUGUCCUAUAGCAAUAUCGGUAGUGUAUAUUACAGCAUGGGUGAUUAUUCAAAAGCACUUUCAUCUCAUGAGAAAGCCCUUGCAAUUCGACAUCAAUCACUUCCUUCCAAUCAUCCCGAUUUGGGUGCUUCUUAUAGCAACAUCGGUAAUGUGUAUAAGAACAUAGGUGAUUAUCCAGAAGCACUUUUAUCUCAUGAAAAAGCCCUUGUAAUUCGACAACAAUCACUUCCCUCUAAUCACCCUGAUUUGGGUGCUUCCUAUAGCAACAUCGGUUUGGUGUAUAAGAACAUGGGUGAUUAUUCAAAAGCACUUUUAUCUCAAGAAAAAGCCCUUGUAAUUCGACAUCAAUCACUUCCCUCUAAUCACCCUGAUUUGGGUGCUUCCUAUAACAACAUCGGUUUGGUAUAUUACAACAUGGGUGAUUAUCCAAAAGCACUUUCUUAUUAUGAAAAAGACCUUAUACUUUCACAACAAUCACUUCCUUCCAAUCACCCUGAUUUGGCUAAAUCCUAUUACAACAUCGGUUUGGUAUAUUACAACAUGGGUGAUUAUCCAAAAGCACUCUCAUCUCAUGAAAAAGCCCUUACAAUUCGACAACAAUCACUUCCUUCUAGUCAUCUUGAUUUGGCUGCGUCCUUUAACAACAUCGGUUUGGUAUAUAAUAGUAUGGGUGAUUAUCCAGAAGCACUUUCAUCUCAUGAAAAAGCCCUUGCAAUUCGACAACAAUCACUUCCUUCCAAUCAUCCUGAUUUGGCUAUGUGCUAUAACAACAUUGGUAAUGUGUAUAAGAACAUGGGUGAUUAUUCAAAAGCGCUUUUAUCUCAAGAAAAAGCCUUUUCAAUUCGACAACAAUCACUUGCUUCCAACCAUCCUGAUUUAGCUAUGUCCUAUAACAACAUCGGUUUGGUAUAUAACAGCAUGCGUGAUUAUCCAAAAGCACUCUCAUCUCAUGAAAAAGCCCUUACAAUUCGACAACAGUCACUUCCUUCCAAUCAUGCUGACUUGGCUAAUUCCUAUAACAACAUCGGUUUGGUAUAUAACAGCAUGCGUGAUUAUCCAAAAGCACUUUCUUAUUAUGAAAAAGACCUUGCAAUUCGACAACAAUCACUUCCUUCCAAUCAUCCUGAUUUGGCUAAAUCGUAUUACAACAUCGGUUUGGCGCAUUACAACAUGCGUGAUUAUCCAAAAGCACUAUCUUAUUAUGAAAAAGCUCUUACAAUUCGACAACAAUCACUUCCCUCCAAUCAUCCUGAUUUGGCCAUGUCUUUUAACAACAUCGGUGCGGUGUAUGAGAAUAUGCGCAACUAUUCAAAAGCUCAUUCAUUUUAUGAACGUGCUGUACAAAUCGGUCAACAAAAAUUACCAACAAAUCAUCAUAGUCUUCAAUUAUAUAGGAAAAACCUCGAACGUACGAAAAAACAAUUUUAA